UUUAGUGCAACCCGUAGCAAACAACUCCCUUGCUAUAGUCGUUAAUUAGUUUAGUUGUUUAAAGUUUUCAGGUGAGAAUCUCAUCAAGUUAUUUUUAUGCAGUGCAACCCGUAACAAACAAGUUGUUAUUCGACCAUAAUUGUAAACUUAUAACUUGUUUAGUUAAUUAAAGUUUUUAAGUGGAUUGGAGAUUAAAUCUUGUCUAUAUUACGCUACUAUGGAGUACUAUUUAUAGCGCGCUAUAUGUCAGCUAUGGAGUAAAAAAGUUUACUCAAAAUAUAAAGCAAGCAACUCCUUACUCCUUAGUCUUUAAGUUAGAGGAGAGAGAAAAUGGUGAAGAAAUAUUAUUUACACUAACAAUGGCGGUUUAUUGAGCUAACCUGAAGCUAAGGAAAAGUGGUCAGAAGAUAAAUUUAGCCUUAAAGGAGGUGCUAGUGAAGAUACAUUGCCAAAAUGAAGUUUGGAAAAGAGUACAAGCAGCAAAUGGUGCCCGAGUGGGUAGAGGCAUACAUGGAUUACAAUGGCUUAAAAAAGAUAUUACGGGAAAUCCGUCAGUCUCGAGUCCCUAGAACGCCACAAACACCUAUGAGAGCCUUACAGCAGAGAUUCUCAAUGUACAGCCCCUUUAGAGGGUCAGGCAUAGAGCUCAGUAAUCAGCGAAGUAGAGGGGAUAUUGAGGACCAAGCGAUAAAGGUCAGUCCCUAUCUAGGGGAAAGUAACAGGACAUUCUACAGGACUAAGCUUCUCUUUCCAACUGAAGAUACAGAUAGAGAGGAUGAGGUCAAGUUCUUCAAGAAACUUGACGAGGAGCUCAACAAGGUCAAUGCAUUCUAUCGAGAUAAGGUGGAUGAAGUUGUAAGAGAUGCAGCUGAGUUGAAUAAGCAAAUGGAUGCUUAUAUGGCAUUGCGAAUUAAGGUACAAAACCCAGGUGUUAAGAGGUCUGAUCCAGAAGUUCCUAUGGAACCCUUAAGAGCCAGAACUCAAGCAGAAGCACCCUCUUCAAGUGAAACUGGUGGCGGCAGGGAAAUUGUAAGUCCGACUAAUAAUGGAUCAGAUCUCUUGAAGGUCCUUAAUCAUGUCAAGAUUAAUAAUACACUUCAAGGUCCAAUAUCAGUGAUGCGAGGUCUUCUGCGAGAUUUCAAGGAUAAAGAGUUGAGUUUUAGCAAAGAGGAGUUGAAACAAGUUGAAGAGCGACUGAAAACUGCCUUUACAGAAUUUUAUCAGGAACUUAGGCUUCUCAGAAAUUACAGCUUUAUGAACCUCUCAGCAUUUGCCAAGAUCAUGAAGAAGUAUGAGAAGACAACCUCAAGGUCUGCAGCUCGAUCAUACAUGAAAAUCGUGGACAAGUCUUACCUGGGAAACUGUGAUGAGGUUACAAAACUCAUGGACGAUCUAGAACACUUAUUUAUAAAGCACUUCUUUAAUGCAAAUCGAAGGGAAGGCAUGAAGCCUCUGAGACCAAUAAAAAGAAGAGAAAAGCACAGAGUAACCUUUCUUUCAGGCUUCUUUUUUGGUUGCACUAUCGCACUUGUACUUGCCAUUAUUCUUAUGAUGCGGGCAAGAAAAAUUAUGGAGAAAGGACAAGAAGGCUCCAAUUACUUGAAUAAUAUGUUUGGACUUUACAGCUUAUUUUUGUAUAUAGUCCUGCAUAUGUUCAUGUAUGCGGGAGACAUAUACGUCUGGAAACGCUAUCGAGUCAAUUAUCCAUUUAUAUUCAAUUUCAAGCAGGGAACAGAUGUUGGUUAUCGAGAAGUAUUCCUUCUCAGCAAUGGUCUUGCAGUUCUUGCUCUUGCUGGCUUCUUAGCAAAUUCUAACAUAUUUAUUGGCUUGAGAGAGAGUGACAGCAAGAAUUAUGCCAAGUUGAUCCCCCUACUAGUGCUUUUGGUGUUUCUUGUUGUCACCUUCUGUCCUUUCAACAUCAUAUUUCGCUCAAGCCGAUUUUUUCUGAUCAAAUGUCUAUGUCGCUGCAUCUGUGCUCCCUUUUAUGAGGUCACACUUGCAGACUUUUUCUUGGCAGAUCAGCUAACCAGCCAGAUAUCGGCAAUAAGGAGUAUUGAGUUUUACAUAUGCUACUACAGCCGACAAGAUUUUCCUCAGGGACAAUCCAAGUGCCACAAGUAUGGAGUAUACAAUGCUUUCUAUUUUGUAAUUGCAAUCAUACCAUACUGGAUCCGUUGUUUCCAGUGUCUUCGUAGGUUGGUUCAAGAGAGAGAUUCUAUACAUGGAUACAAUGCACUGAAGUAUCUUAUGGCAAUAAUUGCUGUGGUUAUAAGAACGGUUUAUGAACUCAAGGGCGGAACACCUUGGUUGGUGAUGGCCCUAGUAACCUCUGCUAUGGCAGUGGGAUAUAAUACAUACUGGGAUAUUGUGGUUGACUGGGGGCUGAUGCGCCAGAAUUCCAAGAACUUCUUUUUGAGGGACAGAUUACUGGUUUCACACAAAAGUGUAUACUACGUUGCUAUGGUCAACAAUGUUCUUCUAAGAGCUGCUUGGCUUCAGCUUGUUUUAGAGUUUAAUGUCCCUGGUCUGCAAAAAACAGCAAUUUCAACCACGAUUUCUUGUCUGGAAAUAAUUCGUCGUGGCAUCUGGAACUUUUUUAGGUUGGAAAAUGAGCACGUAAACAAUGUGGGUAAAUUUAGAGCUUUCAGAUCUGUUCCACUGCCGUUCAAUUACCAUGAGAAACAUAAAGCUGAUGACACUGAUGAAGAUGAUGAUGAGAAGGAUGAUUAAGCAAUAUCUGAAUUCUGUCAAGUGUGAUGUAUACCACUAGGUGAUCAAUUGCAUUGAGGUCAAUUUGAGAUAUCUGGAAUCAUUUGGCUUCAAAACUGAUCAAUUGCAGACUAGGGGCUGGCGGGGGGGAACAACAACGACAUUGUCAAGAAACAAAAACAUGAAGUGUGGCAUUCCUCUACUUGGCUUAAGUUACAGGAAGCAUGCUGGUCUUAUUCACAGCUAGCUCAAAUAUCGUAGUUCCAAGAACCUGUUGCUUCCAUUCUGGUGCUCGGGUUGAGGUUGUGACUCGUGACAGAAGCACUUGUUCAGGACAGGAUUUUGUUUUUGUGUUAUGCUGUGUUUUAGAGCUGUUCAUCAGCAGUUGUAUUGCAAAUAUGCAACAUUGAUAAAUUUGAAAACCUAAACAAACAAUUAUUCUAUUGACAAAAGUUACUUCU
Molecule: messenger RNA, 3170 nt
Organism: Chenopodium quinoa (quinoa)
Lineage: Eukaryota; Viridiplantae; Streptophyta; Magnoliopsida; Caryophyllales; Amaranthaceae
Product: phosphate transporter PHO1 homolog 10-like
Exons: 14
Coding region: 454-2730 (758 amino acids)
Biological process (GO): phosphate ion transport; cellular response to phosphate starvation
Cellular component (GO): plasma membrane; Golgi apparatus; trans-Golgi network
Molecular function (GO): inositol hexakisphosphate binding
Source: RefSeq, a predicted model, not a curated record